AUGGAGCUGGUCCUGCCACUUGGGAAGGGCAUUAGCAGCCCGCUGAGGCCAUCGGGCAGGGGUACGCCCAGGCCCAGGAGUUCGCUUGCUGCACCACUCCACUGGAGUCACUGGAGGUCCAGCGCCGGCUGCCUCUCUGCUGUAGCGCUUGCAGCAAGAGCGAGAGCCAAAACCAGGAAGCGCCCGUCAGGGCUCGGCUUCAACAUGUCGAAGGUGUCCGACAAACCUGCCGAAGAUUUUGCCGGCGGUCCCAAGGCUCUUGAGAUUGUGAAGUACCCGCAUCCAGCGCUGCGGCGGCCCAAUGCGGAGGUGACUGACUUUGGCGACUCGUUGCGGCAGCUGUCGGAGAACCUCUUCCGCACCAUGUACGAGUCAGAGGAUCCUCCUGGGGUCGGUCUGGCAGCCCCACAGUGCGGGGUUAAUCUCCGGGUGAUGGUAUACAACCACCUGCGCAGCGAGGAGGGCAUAGACCCUGCAGGUGAAACCGUUUUUGUAAAUCCACGGAUCACUGAGUGCGCGGACGAGACAAUUGAGGAGAUGGAAGGAUGCCUCUCCUUUCCUGGCUUCAGCGCCGCGGUGGUGAGACCCACAUGGAUUGAGGUAGAGGCAGUGGACCUCGAUGGUAACCCGUACAAAAAACGAUUGGACGGUUGGCAAUCGCGACUCUUCCAACACGAGUACGACCACCUGGACGGGAUUGUGUACAUAGACCACAUCAGCAAGGAGGACAAGAAGCUCAUCGCCCCAAAGCUGAAGAAGCUCGUGUCUGACUACACUGCUGGAGGUGAGGCUUUGCAGCUGCUGGGCCGCUUCGCCGCCUGCGGCCAAGCGCUGCAGGAGAUCCUCGCCACGGCGGAGGCGGCCGUGCUUCGGCAUCACAUGGGCGCCUGCGGAAAGCUGCGGGAAGCAAGGCAGAUUUGCCAGCAGCUGAAGCAGGAGGGCUUCUUGGCAUGGCGCCUCAGUGCCUCAGAGCUGAGAUUGCAAUUUGCAAUGCCGCUUCCCUUGGGUGAAGCAAUUGGACCCAGCAUUGGGGUGACGCUGAAGGUCCCAGCGCUGCUUUCUACGCGCCUUCCGAAGCCGACAGGUUGCCUAAGCAUGGCCAGCGUCAAGGAGAGCAUUGCCAAGACUGCGUUGUUGCAGGCGAGGGAAGUUUGCGGGAGCACAUCGGACCACAAAACCCUCAUCAAGAAGUUCAUCCGCGAGUUCGAGAGCGAUCUCUGCAACGAUGUCAAGUACGGGAAGCGCAAGUACCAGGCAAUGCUUCAGCAGGCCGUGAACAACCGCGUGGGCACUGUGGUGAUCGAUCUGGAGGACGUGGAGCAGUUCUGCCGCCGGGAGCUGAAGGACGCGGACAUGUCCCAGGCCCUGAAUCUGAAGAUGCAGCAGUCCAUCGAGAGCUUUGUCAGCUCCAUUGAAGGCAACGUGAGCCGUUACCAGUGGUUCUUCUAUGAGGCCUGCGACCAAGAGCAGCCUGCCCGGGACGAGGGCUACCGAGCGGAGGGUCCCGCGCGUGCCCGCGACGCUGUCCAGUGCUGGCGCGAGCGCCUUGCCAAGCAGCAGGAGCAGGCUGGCGGGGCCCUGCCAAAGGAGUCCGGGGUGCCGGCCAAGCUUAAGAACCCUUGGGACAUCCGCUUCAAGCCCCGAGCCAAUGGCCAGAGCCUCACCCUCCGCCAGAUCAAUGCGGAGAAGGUGGGCUCCUUGAUGCAGCUGGACUGCCUGGUGGUGAACAUGUCCCAGGUGAAGCCGAAGGUAGAGGUGGUGACCUAUCACUGCGAGAUGUGCGGCUCAGAGAUCUUCCAGUCAGUGGAAGGGGAGGGCUACACCCCGCCCAAGGAAUGUCCCAGCCAGAAGUGCAAGGACAACAAGCAGACAGGCCACCUGCGCUGCAACAUCCGCACCUGCGCCUUUACGAAGCACCAGGAGAUGAAGGUCCAGGAGAUGUCCGAGCACGUUCCGCAGGGCGGCGUGCCCCGGAAUCUGACGGUGCUGGUCGAGGGGGACCUCACGCGCCAAGUGCUGCCCGGCGAUGCCAUCACCCUGACAGGUGUCUAUUUUCCUCACACCCUGCCCUACUUCAUGAAGAUGAGGAUGAGCUCGCCCACCACGCAGUCGAUGUUCAUCGAGGCGCACUACAUCCAGAAGCAUAAGAAGGGAUACGCGGAGUCCACUUCCGAGGAGGACAUCAUGGAGCACAAGAUCAACGAGGCGCGCAGGAAGGGAAGCCUCUACGAGGCUGCAGCAUUGUCCAUUGCCCCAGAAAUUUUUGGCCAUCAGGACGUGAAGAAGGCUCUUUUGCUUGUGCUCAUCGGCUCCUACACCAAGAAGAUGCAGGAUGGCCUGAAGAUCCGUGGGGACAUCCACACCCUGAUGAUGGGCGAUCCCGGGGUGGCCAAGUCCCAGCUCCUGAAGCAGGUCUGCGCCAUCGCUCCGAGGUCCGUGUACACCACCGGCAAGGGCUCCACGGGCGUGGGCCUCACCGCCACAGUGAACCGGGACAAUCGUACCGGCGAGGUUACUCUGGAGGGCGGCUCCUUGGUGUUGGCGGAUAUGGGGGUAUGCUGCAUCGACGAGUUCGACAAGAUGGAGGAAGGCGACCGCACGGCCAUCCAUGAGGUCAUGGAGCAGCAGACAGUAUCCAUUGCCAAGUCGGGCAUUACCACCACGCUGAAUUGCAGGACUACCAUUUUGGCGGCCGCAAAUCCCGUGUACGGCCGCUACAAUCCCUACAAGUCGCCAGUGGAGAACAUUGAUCUGCCUGCUGCGUUGUUGUCCCGCUUCGAUCUCGUGUUCCUGCUGCUUGACACAGUUGACUGCGACAAGGACAAGCAGCUGGCGGAGCACGUGACCAAGGUGCACAGCGCCUACGAGAAGAAGGAUGCCGGAGAGGCUGAGGCGGAGGCAGAUGUGCUGGGCCUGGGCUUCAAGCCCUUUGACCACAAGUUCAUGCGCGCCUACGUCCGGAAAGCCCGCAGCUUCGAACCAGUGCUGGACGAUGCCCUGCGCAGCGACAUGGCCGACGCUUAUGUGGCAAUGCGGGAUGACGAGAAGCGCGAGGGCAUCCAGGAGAAGAAGUCUUACACCACGCCCCGCACCCUGCUGGCCAUCAUGCGCUUGUCCCAGGCCCAUGCACGUGCCCGAUUCUCCGACCGGGUGGAGCGCCAAGACUUCGAUGAGGCCAUGCGCCUCAUGAAGGCGUCCAAGGAGAGCAUCGAGCUGAGCGCGCCAGCCAAGCGUGGCCAGAACCCGUUGGAUGUGGUCUAUGAGAUCCUGGCAGAUCUGAGCCGAAGAGAGGCGGCACUCAAGGCAGACGGCUGGGUGGAUUUGACGCAUGUGGUCAGCAUGGCCGGGCACAAGGCUUUGAGCAAGGACAUGGUCCUUGAGGCCAUCGAGAGCUGGCAGAGCUUGAGUGUGGUCACCAUGAACCCCGAGAAGACGAUGGUUCAGUUCAUGGUGCCUGUGUAG
Molecule: messenger RNA, 3462 nt
Organism: Effrenium voratum
Lineage: Eukaryota; Dinophyceae; Suessiales; Symbiodiniaceae
Source: the annotation of a GenBank genome assembly